AUGGUUCAAGAUUUUUAUGCUGUACCAGCAUUGAAUACGAGUAUAGAGAGACUUUUCUCAUCGUCGAAGAAUACAGUUACAGAUAAACGUAGUAGUCUAGGUGCUGAAAAAAUAAAUAAGUUACUGUUUUUACAGAAAAAUUUAACUUUACUAAAGUCAUUUGAUAAAAAAAAAUCUAUUGAAGGUAAUACAGAUGAAGUGAAAAGAAAGAUGAUUGAACAGCCAUCUUCUACAAUCUCUAAUGUAAAUGAAGGACAAUCUAUUACUACAAUAACAAAGAAAUUUAAAACGAAUGAAGAUGAUAUUACUCUUAGUGAUGAUGAUUAUGAAGAAAAUGAUGAAGUAGAUUUAUUUUAA
Messenger RNA from Rotaria sordida, 357 nucleotides. The record is from the annotation of a GenBank genome assembly. NCBI's taxonomy places the organism in Eukaryota, Metazoa, Rotifera, Eurotatoria, Philodinida, Philodinidae.